This is a messenger RNA of Delphinapterus leucas (beluga whale), 2131 nucleotides long. It is a transcript of the gene DKK2, whose product is annotated as dickkopf Wnt signaling pathway inhibitor 2. Gene Ontology annotation, biological process: multicellular organism development; negative regulation of canonical Wnt signaling pathway. Gene Ontology annotation, cellular component: extracellular region. The record is from RefSeq and is a predicted model, not a curated record. Gene Ontology annotation, molecular function: co-receptor binding; receptor antagonist activity. Lineage: Eukaryota; Metazoa; Chordata; Mammalia; Artiodactyla; Monodontidae.
GGGAGACCGCGUGGAGCGCAAGACAGUUCCCAGGGCAUCGCGGCGUCCCUGGCAGCGCUUGGCUGUUGCAGGGCUGUGAGCCGGAGAACAACGCUUCGGGGCGUCUGUGCGUGCGCGCGUGCGGGACCUUGGUUGGCCUCAGACCUCAAGGGUCUUGUCCGGGGGCGGUUCCUGAUCCCCCAUAUAGUGCCCGCUAACUUUGAAAAGGAGGACUUAUGUCCUGCAAAGGUUGAGACAUAAGGGGUAGGGAAGGAAAAGAGGAGAGAAAACGCAACUGAGGCCGAAGGAGAAGGAACUAAUGUGAACCUCCUGAGCAGCUGGGAGGAGGACUGGACCGCGGAGAACCGGGCGGGACCUCGGAGGUGCGGGGCAAGGAGCAACGGAAGCGGUGCGGGCCGUGGCGCUCGGGCUUCUUGCACCUCGGGUCACGCCUCCUUGGCAAGAAGGCGCCUCGCCUUUGAUUGCUUCCAGUUACUGCAGAACUUCCUGCCCUGGCGGAGAAGCAGGUCUUGCUUGGGUCGCGCUCCCUCCCGGUCUGAGGCGUGAGACUGAGUUCACACGGUGCUGGGCCCCCAAAGCCAAGUGGGGUUGGGGGAAACAGAGUCUGCGAGUCCCGGCGCCCUGCGCGUAGGGCCCCGUGUUGGGGGUCCUCCCUCCCUCUGUACCCGCACCCUUGCGGGCUUUGCCCCUUCCUGGGGACCCCUCGCCAGGCGAUGGCCGCGUUGAUGCGGGGCAAGGACUCCUCCCGCUGCCUGCUCCUACUGGCCGCGGUGCUGAUGGUGGAGGGCUCCCAGUUCGGCAGCUCGCGGGCCAAACUCAACUCCAUCAAGUCCUCUCUGGGCGGGGAGACGCCAGCCCAGGCCGCCAAUCGAUCUGCGGGCACAUACCAAGGACUGGCUUUCGGCGGCAGUAAGAAGGGCAAAAACCUGGGGCAGGCCUACCCUUGUAGCAGUGAUAAGGAAUGUGAAGUUGGGAGAUACUGCCACAGUCCCCACCAAGGAUCUUCGGCCUGCAUGGUGUGUCGAAGGAAAAAGAAGCGCUGCCAUAGAGAUGGCAUGUGUUGUCCUGGCACCCGCUGCAAUAAUGGCAUCUGUAUCCCCGUCACUGAGAGCAUCUUAACUGCUCACAUCCCAGCUCUGGACGGCACUCGGCACAGAGAUGGAAACCACGGUCACUACUCAAACCACGACUUGGGAUGGCAGAAUCUAGGAAGAACACACACUAAGAUGUCACAUAUAAAAGGGCAUGAAGGAGACCCCUGUCUACGAUCAUCAGACUGCACUGAAGGGUUUUGCUGUGCUCGUCACUUCUGGACCAAAAUCUGCAAACCAGUGCUCCAUCAGGGAGAAGUCUGUACCAAGCAACGCAAGAAGGGCUCUCACGGGCUGGAAAUCUUCCAGCGGUGUGACUGCGCAAAAGGCCUGUCUUGUAAAGUAUGGAAAGAUGCCACCUACUCCUCCAAAGCCAGACUCCACGUGUGCCAGAAAAUAUGACCACCUCUGAGGGAAGAAAAGCAUCACUAGCAGACUGUGAAUCUGUAUUUAAUACAUUAUAGCAUGGGGGAAAAAAGGAUUUGGAUUUCAGAAGGGCUAAAAUGAGGAAUGUCAUAAGAAUAUAGAUCACAGAAAGAGAAAGAAAAUGGAGAUUAGAAAGGGUGACAAGUGUGGUACAAUCAGUGUGUUUCCACCAUGCACCUUGUUUAUGUAAAUAAUGUAUACAUUUGUGAAAAUGCUAUGACUCAAAAAAAAAAACAAAAAACAGUGAAAUUACUAACGAAUACCAUGUGACUUUCCAGCAGUUUAGGUUGUGCUAGAGGAUCAGUUUCCUUCACAUUGGUGAUUGAUUGCCUAUAAAAAUAACCUAAAAGCCAUAUUUCUCUUUAAAGUUAUACUUUAACAACAAAAUACUCCCCAUAUAUCCUGGCAUACAACAGACUCCAUGAAAAGAGGCGUUGUUAAAUAGGAAACGAAAGCGUGGAGCAGAGUUAAUUUGCAACACAGAAUCACCUUUUAAUUUGGAACACUACUUCUUACCACUCAGUUAAAGACCUUUGUAGAGGAUAAGAAAAAAAGCAGUCGAUAUUUUCCAAAUAAUAUCAAAAUAAUCACAGGUCUUUUGUCUAGUCCUUCAG